Molecule: messenger RNA, 4432 nt
Organism: Xenopus laevis (African clawed frog)
Lineage: Eukaryota; Metazoa; Chordata; Amphibia; Anura; Pipidae
Gene: dck.1l.L
Product: deoxycytidine kinase, gene 1 like L homeolog
Exons: 7
Coding region: 161-958 (265 amino acids)
Biological process (GO): deoxyribonucleoside monophosphate biosynthetic process; dAMP biosynthetic process; carbohydrate derivative metabolic process
Cellular component (GO): cytoplasm; mitochondrion; nucleus
Molecular function (GO): ATP binding; deoxynucleoside kinase activity; deoxyadenosine kinase activity
Source: RefSeq, a predicted model, not a curated record
UCUAAUUGGCUCAGCUUCUAGGGGAACGACCGCUUUUCGGACGUGACCAAGUUUCAUUCAAGGUGGGGAUGUCUUUAGCGCCAAAACGCAAACUUGUAAUUGAGCGGGAGAUAUUGUGCAGAACGUUCCAGGCUCGGGCUUCAGCGCUACAGAAGGUAAUAUGGCCACUCCACCGAAAAGGAUUUGCAUCGACGUGCCAGCAUCCCCCUCAGGCAACAAGUGCAAGGUCAAGAGGAUCUCCAUAGAGGGAAACAUUGCUGCAGGGAAAUCUACCUUUGUCAAUAUUCUCAAAAAGGCCAAUGAAGAGUGGGAUGUUGUUCCUGAGCCCAUAGCAAGAUGGUGCAAUAUUCAGAGCUGCAAAGAUGAAUUUGAGGAGCUAACUACCUCUCAGAAAAGUGGAGGUAAUCUACUCCAGAUGAUGUAUGAAAAGCCAGAGCGCUGGUCUUUCACUUUUCAGUCCUAUGCUUGUCUGAGUCGUAUCAGGGCCCAGCUGAAAGCUUUGGGAGGGAAGCUGAAACAAGCAGAAAAUCCAGUGCUAUUCUUUGAACGCUCCGUCUAUAGUGACAGGUAUAUCUUUGCAUCCAAUUUGUAUGAGGCAGAGUGCAUGAAUGAAACUGAAUGGACUGUUUACCAGGAUUGGCAUGAUUGGAUGAAUUCUCAGUUCGGUGCAGAUCUUGAACUGGAUGGAAUUAUUUAUCUUCGCGCUAUCCCUGAGAAAUGUUUAAACAGGGUUUACUCCCGUGGGCGGGAAGAAGAGCAAGGAAUUCCCAUGGAAUACUUGGAAAAACUUCAUUACAAGCAUGAGAGCUGGCUUCAUCACCGAACUCUGAGAACGGAUUUUGAGUACCUGCAAGAAAUCCCCAUCCUGACUUUAGAUGUAAAUGAAGAUUUCAAAGAUAAUAAACAGAAGCAGGAGAGCCUAAUUGAAAAGGUUCAAGAAUUUCUGAGCACUUUAUAAUAACCAGAAGAUACAAGUUUUCCUUCUUCUGUGAAAUGUUUCUACAAUUUAUUAGCAGAUUUUAGACUGAAAAUGGCGUGGAUGUGGUUAUAUGUUUUAAUCAAUCAAGAUUUUGUAGUUUCUAUGGUAAUGCAGUGUUUCUACUCUGGUGUUUGGUUUAAAGAAGGGCUUCUUGCAUGAUGCAUGCUUUUUUCACAGACACCGUCCUGUGUCUUCCUGUAAUGAAAACAACAUGGCAGCAUGAAGAAGGUAAAAGGUGCAUCUAAAUUUUAUUAAAUAACUUUGCACAGACUCAUAUUUUGGGGAACAUCCUCCCCUUCUCCUGCAUCACUUGAAUAAUUCCCCAAGUCAUUGUUCUGUAAGAGAAUGUACAAAAGUCCCUUUUAAAUCUUUUGCUUUGUGUUUAGUCUUCUUGUCUGGUGUCGGCCAUAAUUUGUGCUAAAAACUGUACAAAGUUCUGUAUUAAGGGGAAAGUCACUACUCAGCACCCUUCAGUACCAGCUGAUCAUAUGUCAAGUCUAGACAGUCACAGUUUUAGCCAUUGAAACCACAUAUAGGGUUAUAAAAUGGUAAUUAAUACCCAUAGGAGCAAAUCCCUCCUGAAAGGCAAUGUGCUUCUGACUGAUUAAUGUAGGAACUGUGCAACCUAUAAUUUAUUUUGUGUAGCUUUUAUAAAUAUUAUUUUUUAAAUAUAUUAUUGCUGUUCUCUCAUGGUGCUACAACUUUCACUAUCCUAUUUUUGUGCACCAGUAAAAAUACCUUCUACAUGACCCACGUGGUAUUUCUGCCAUCCAUGGAGUUCAUGCUUUCUAUAAAAAAAAAAUAUGUAAAUAUGUCUUUCUUUCAUUCAUACAGAUGAAUUGUUAUAGGUAAUCAAAUUGAAUUUAAGCAGAAUCACCUACACCCCCUAUACACAUGCCAUAGUUUGAGGCAGGACAUGCUAAUGAGUUGUUUUUUAAAAUAUUAGCAGACACUCUUAAAUAACUUUGUUCAACAACUACUAUAGAGGCAGUGCACCUCCCAGCCCAUCACAAUUUUUAAUGUUACAGUUGUUUCCUUUAUCCAUAACCAGUCCAUAUAAUAAUGUUCAUAAUCGUUACAUUUGUUGGACUUGGUUGAUUAGCUGUGUUUAGAUUUAUUUAGUCAAAUGUUGUUGCUAUUAUGUUUUAAAAGGAAAAAUGUAAUAGAAUAACAGCUUUAACCCUGUGCCUGACAUAUCAGUGGUCACAUUACACUGGCUCCAACAACAAACAAGUAAAACCCUUCUGUACUGCCACAGUGUUUCAAGCUCCAUGUUUCCCAAAAUCCCUGAAUGAAAACUAUAUUAUAGGCCAUGAUGCUGUCCCCCAGGCAUGGGUUUAGACAGUCGGUAGGUCAACGUUAAUGCAGGCCCCUCUCCUCUGCUGAUUUAACACUGCUGGCCCCAGUUGUCAGACAGGAGGGAGGAAAGGUGUUGGGUCAUAAAGUAUUUAGAGGACUUUACAUCAGGUUAUGGUCAGGUUUGAAUUGAAAAAUUACUACUUGGGAGUGGGAAAGCAGAAUUCAGCCUGCACGUGCUGUAGUAUAUUUCUUGGAAGGGAUAGUAAAUGUGACCUGAUAUUGUAGAGCACCUGACUAGUACCCUGAUUGCCAGUUAAAGGAUAACUAAACCUCCUUGCUAAUAAAACCCUCUACCCUCCAUAGUCCCCCUCCCUACUCUCCCACCCCCCUGCACAGGUGUUCACACACGUAAAUGCCCCUAAGCUGGUAAUUAGUAGGGAUGCACCGAAUCCAAUAUUCGGUUCGGACUUUUUUCAGCAGGAUUUGGUUCGACCAAAUCCAAAAUAGUGGAUUUGGUGCAUCCCUAGUAAUUACUGCUCAUUACAGAGUCAACGGAGCUCACAGGCUUCAGUGAUUCCGGAAUCUUCAUUAAGUAAGCGCCGUAUUGGCUCAUGCACAGUUGCAGCAAUAUUCCGUUCCUAAACAACUGCCCAUGCACCGAAAGCCGCAAGAUGGCCCCCGUGACCUCCGCUGCGCUGACUCUGCAAUGAGGGUAAUUACCAGCUUAGGGGCAUUUACUUAUGUGAACACCUGUGCGGGGGCAGGGCAAGGAGUGGGGACUGUGGAGGGUAGGGGGUUUUAUUAGCAAGGGAGUUUAGUUCUCCUUUAAGGAACCAUAAAGUGAUGUGCUUUCCAGUGACUCUCUUUGUACAAUGUAGCAUAGUAACUGUCUAAAGCAAACAUUAAAUAAACAUUAAAUAGAGAUAUAGGAUAACUGGGGUGCAUGUAUAGUGUAUAAAAUAUUUGCAUUUUUGAAGGUGCAAAGUAUUUACCCUUCCAACGUAUACUGUAGCUUUUUACCAUUAUGUUUGCUUUCACAGAUUCUUGUAUUUUUCAGGGAAUUAGUAUUGUUCAUGUAAAGCAGUAAGUUCAUGGGCAGCUGGCAAGGAAUGGUGGGUGGCAAGCAAUAUGGAACAGGUAUUGUUGUAUGGCCUCGGGAUCAUGUCCUUCCUUUGAUGGAUUUCAAACAGAAUAUGUAAGAAAUCCGCUCUGGGGCUUUACCUGAAUGCUUCAUUUGUUUACAUUAUUUUAAAUGAAAUUUCUUGUGCUUAAUUCAUGUACAGUUGAAUAAUGGGUUACCUCUUUUGAAACUGCAUCUCCCAGAAUUCCUCCACACUGAUUUGCAAUGCUGGUUGGACAUCUCUGCUCUUUUAUCUACAAGUUUAGUGCCCCUUUAGUUUUCAGUGGUACAUAAGGACACUUGGGGGUUAUUUAUCAAAGGUCGAAUGCUAGAGGUUUUUUUUCCUUGAAUAAACUCAAAAUGCAAAUGUUAUCUUAUUGAAGUAAACACUCAAAUGUAAAAUACCUGAUUCUGUAACUUUGAGUCCAGCAAUCUAAAAACAUAAAUUGAUCGAGUUUGAGCAUAAAAAAAAGCUUGAAUACUUAGUUUUUGGGCAAACACCCUCUGAAACAGCUCAAACAUUAAGUAGGCUAACAUCUUCAAAUGGAUCGAGGAACUUCUUCAUGAGCUCAACAGGUUUUAGAUUGUGUAUUUUCAGAUUUUAACUAUUUCCAGGGUCAAUGAAUAAUAAAUCUUUAAUAUUCAAGUAUUUUUAAACCUGAAGAUGUGAGUUUUGACCAAAAAUACAACUGAAAAACUCAAAUUUUUGUAGAAAACAACUCGAACCAUAAUAAAUCUGCCCCUCUAUAUGUAAUAUUUGCUAUAAAUAUCAACUUUCAGUGAAAUACCUAAUAUACGUACCCAUAGGAGCAGUUUCUCAGCUGUGUUGUUCUUGAUGCACUGAUCUGUAAUGUGUUUGACUCCACAGUUGCAGGUAUAGGAAUCAUUUUUCAUGUAUUCUUGAGCCUGCAACUUGGUAACGAUGAACUUUGAAACAUACUUUGUUUUAUGCAAAUAACACAUACGUUUGUAUAUAUAUAUAGUCUAUACUUUUGUGCAUUCAGUUGCUUUUUAAAUAAAGUUUUAAAACUAUA